Molecule: messenger RNA, 351 nt
Organism: Strongylus vulgaris
Lineage: Eukaryota; Metazoa; Nematoda; Chromadorea; Rhabditida; Strongylidae
Source: the annotation of a GenBank genome assembly
AUGUACAGAGAAUCCCUAACUAGUUUGAUGGGUAUGCUGCACACAACACAUCCGCACUUCAUCAGAUGCAUUAUUCCUAACGAGAAGAAAACAAGUGGGCUGAUAGACGCACCUUUGGUUUUGAAUCAGGCGUCGAAGAGAAUGCUUGAAAGACUUGUCAAUGAAAAUCAGAUUUCAGAAGAUAAGUUCAAAAUUGGAGCAAAUAAGGUGUUUUUCCGAGCUGGUGUUGUUGCCAAAAUGGAAGAACUUCGUGAUGCAGCCUUAACAAAGGUGAUCAUCAAAUUCCAAAGCAUCUUGCGAUGUUAUUUGGUUCAGGAAUCAUAUGAGACAACCAAAGGCGAUAACGAUUGA